AUGGAGCUUGACAGCGUUAAUAAGGAAGUAUUAGUAGAUCUCGAGGAGAAAUACCUCAAAGUUCGAAAGUUGCUUGAUGCGCAUAGUAAAUUAGACCCAGAAACAGAACCCUACAAGAGCAGGUAUGCGGCUGCUGAUUUAUUGAAGGAAAUGCAAAUAAAACUCAUCCAAAUAUUGGAUGAUAAUCUCACAGAUCAUGACAGAGAUAUUGUGACAGCGAUGUUAGCUGUCAUUUGGUUGAAUAUGGGAAUAAUUUCUGUUGAUACCGAGGAGCUAGCAGCUGGAGACGAGCAACUAACUAACUGUAUUGACCUCUUAGAAGAUAGAGAAUUAAAACCAGAAGCAAUCUUGAUCAUCCUAAGUGCACUGAAUCAAUUGGGAAUUCUAGCAGCUCAACGAGAUCAACCCAAAAAAUCACAAAGUUAUUUAGAAAGAGCAGAAAAAAUAUAUAAGGAUUUUUCUGCUCUAAAGAAAACCAAUACUGUUCAGCCCAUAUUAAUGGCAACGUUAUUUAAUUUGAAGGAUGAGGACGAAGUAGAUGCCGGAGAGAUAAUAGAAAGAUUGCAUACUUUAACUUUAUACUACUUGGCACAAAUCUACGGAACUCUAAAAGACCAUUUAAAGUCAGCUGUUUACUGCCACAUGACGUUAAAACGACAAUUAAAUCAUGAAGAUCUUGAUUGUAUAGACUGGGCUUUAAAUGCAGCAACAUUGUCACAGUACUUCAUGGAAAAGGGUGGGUUCAAGCAGGCCAAACACCACUUAGCAGCGGCAUCAUACAUUUUACAAAAAUAUGAGGACGAGUUAACAAAUUCACAAGAUACGGAAGAAGUAGUUGCAGCCAAAUGGGAGACUUUUAGACACAGAAGUGCAGACAUUGCUAGGUGUUGGGCCAAGUAUGGAAUCCUGCUACUCAGCACGUCUAAAGAAAGACUCAUGCAUCAUGCCGAAGAUGAAACCAGUCAGAUGUGCUCGGAAAUAAGUAAGAUGCAAUUGGACCCAGGGUCUAAAGUAACUGAAGCUGUCAUAGAAAAUUUAAGGUUUGAAAAAAUAGAGAAAGAAAUUGAAAUGAUUGCAAGUCAGCUCAGUGAUAAAUAUGCGCUGGACUUCAAUGAUGCCAGAGUAAUAUUUUUAAAUGCGCAACAGUGGCUGGAAGAAGCAAAAAAAUAUUACACUCUAGAAAAUCAUGCUUCUGACCAUGUACAAGUGAUACAAGAUGUGUCACAGCUAUUCAAAUUUUUGUCUUUUUUUGAGGAAGAUGAAGAUCGUCAGGCAAAGAUGCACAAGCGUAGGAUUGAUAUUUUGGAAAAGAUCGUUACAGAGCUAAACCCACAGUACUAUCAAACUGUAUGUAGACAAUUGUGGAUCGAAUUGGGCGAAAUUUAUUGUGAUAUCUUAGACAUAAAACUCGAACGUUUACAAGCCUCUAAUGAACGUCCCAGCCCCCAUGCUCUCACAAAAAUUAAUCAUCUUGCUAGAAGUUCGAUAAAAUACUUCCAGAGUUUUCUAGAUUCUUUAGUGGAUCCUGCAACCCACAAUUUACCAGAUAGAUUUUCAGACGAUGUAGUGAGACCAGCUUUAUUUGCUUACUUUUUGUUAGGAAGAUUACACUAUAAGAUUAUAACUCCAGACAAGCAUGCUCAGUUGGAAAAUCUUCGCAAUAGUGUGAAUGCUUACAAAUCCCUGAUAGACUACUGCGAUAAAGAUCCAAAAGCUGCAGAAUUGAUGAAGGUUGAAUUGAGUGUGUGCAAGGAUUUUGUGAGCCUUUUACCAUUGAAAAUAGAAAAACUAUCCAGGGAAUUGCUAUGAGGUAAAUGAGUAAGAAGUAAAACUCAAGCCAGUGAAACUAAUUUCACAGUAUGUUGUCUCCAGCUGCUAGAGGCCUAACUUACUACUGUGGUUUGAUGAGCUUUCCGCUUCCUACUAACGAAAAAUUCUUCACUUACCGUUGCGUGAAAAUGAACGGAGCGUUGAAGUAUGAUGUGAUGAACACCUUAUAGUUUCAUGUUAUGAUGUCAUCAAAUUAGACAUCAAUUUUGAACAACUUGAAACGUUGCUUUUCCCCCGUAAUGAAAUACGAUGAAUUUCAAAAUGUAAAAAAUAUAAUUUAUGCGUAAUGUAACUUUAAGUACACCAAUGUAUAAUAUUUUUUCCAUUCAAGUUGAAUAAUAAAGUGAAAGAAAAUUA
Athalia rosae (coleseed sawfly) is the source of this 2187-nucleotide messenger RNA. Its product is annotated as KIF-binding protein-like. The coding region runs from base 1 to 1809 and encodes 602 amino acids. Gene Ontology annotation, molecular function: protein binding. The record is from RefSeq and is a predicted model, not a curated record. The transcript has a single exon. Lineage: Eukaryota; Metazoa; Arthropoda; Insecta; Hymenoptera; Athaliidae.